CAACAGCUUGUUCGCUCAUCUUUCUUCUUUACUUUCUUCAUCUCCCUCGCCUCAUCCACUUCAGACUAUUGCAAUGGCUCAACCUGUUCGCUCCGUCGACCGCCGUUUUACCACAACCGCUUUUACUUACCCGGGAUAUCAUAUUGCAGCCUGUCAUGGCGUAGUUCGAGGGCUGACCGUUAGGAACCCUAAUGCCGGAAAAGCAGUGAUUGGUGCUUUCGCGUCUCUGGCUGGUGGUGAGAGCUCUACUUAUAUCGAAAUGGCUGAGAAAGCCCGAGAACGUGCCUUUCUCAGGAUGCUGGAGCAUGCUGCCGCGGCUGGUGGAAAUGCUGUCAUUGGAGUUCAAUUUACUGGCCAGGAGAUCAUUCAGAGAAUGACUGAAGUCAUGGCCUAUGGUACUGCUGUCACCUUGGUUCCUGCUCAGCAAGUUGUUCCUCAACAAGCCAUGUCACCCCAACCCAUCUACAACGCUUCACCUUACUCACAACCAGCUUCGCCUUACUCUCAGGCGCCCCUUCAGCAACCCACAGGAUCUAUUCAAGUUCAGCAGCAGCCCUUUUCUCCACCCAAGAACUAAGCUGGUUACAUUUCCUUCCUUUUUAUCAAGGACGAGUAGUAAUUAGUUAAUUAAUUAAUAAAGUGGUAGUAGUAGUGGUAAAG
Lobosporangium transversale is the source of this 660-nucleotide messenger RNA. Its product is annotated as putative heavy-metal-binding-domain-containing protein. The record is from RefSeq and is a predicted model, not a curated record. NCBI's taxonomy places the organism in Eukaryota, Fungi, Mortierellomycota, Mortierellomycetes, Mortierellales, Mortierellaceae. Bases 74 to 577 code for a protein of 167 amino acids. The transcript is spliced from 4 exons.